CAUUACCUUCCUUUUCAAAAUCAUUCAUAGCUUCCAGAUCUACUUGAAAACAAUGAGUCAUCGCCAUGCAAUGGCGGAAGAUUCAGUUACAGCCAUGCCUGUUACUGGAUCUAAGUUCUCUAAAGAAAUAUAUGACUUCCAGCUAGGAAUUGAUGCUCAUUCUGAACUUAUCACCACUUCUCAUAUGCGUACUACUAACAUGCAUAUCACAGAUGACCACACAUGGCUCUCGAGACAAAAUCUACAGCUUUCUUUGUUGGGCUAUCUUUUUGAUGACAUGGAAUUUGAUGAUGUCUGCAUGCAAAGCUAUAUCAAUGAAUACCAUGAACGCCCGCAUCCUUCAGCGUGAUAGGAACCUCUUCAUCAUCAAGUUCCAUAGCUGCAAAGAUCUUCUCACCAUCCUGGAUAAUGGGCCUUAUGCAGUCGAAGGUGGCUUACUGGUACUUUGCAGAUGCUAUGAUCACAAAGAUUUGGCCUUAGGCAACAUUUGGAUUGACAAGCUGAGUGUCUGGGUGAGAAUGUAUGGUGUGCCAAUCACUUUACUGAAUUAUGCUGGUGCAAGAGAUCUAGCAAAAAGGGUGGGAGAAGUAGCCCUUGUCAAGAAGGACUGCGUUUUCCUCCGUAAGGCCACCUAUGUCCUUGCCAAGGAUGGCAGCACCAGCAGCAGGGAGGAGGAUGAUCAGAACCUAAUGAUCUCAGAUGAUGAAGAAUCUUUUCCUUUAGAUGGUUUAAAUGAUAGCAUGUAUGGUAGUUCCACUGGGGCCUCUGUUGUGCCCUCUACUUUUGUUCCAAAUGUCCCUGAUUUCCCACCCCUUGAUGUUAGUUCUCCUGAUAAUGUCUUUUGUGCUUUCAUCUCUGCUGAAUUCUCUGAUUCAGAUACUAGUACUAUGUCCCCUCCAUCUAUACACAAUAUUAGUCAUUCCCUUGCUAGGCUAGAUGAUUUUGUAAUAGGUUCUGCUAUUGCUUCUCUGAAAUGCAGAUCCAAAAGAGUUCAGAAAGCCAAAGCCCACAAACAGGGAAAGACCAAGAAAGGUAGCUCAAGGGCAGCUGAUGCAGUUUCUGACUCUCAAUCAAGUGAAAGUUCCUUCUGUAUGAAGAUCAGGAAAGCUCAAUCAGAUACAGAUAUUCCAGCUCGCCCCAGGUUUUCAGCAACUAUUAAAGCUCAGAUAGAGAACAAAGCCAAUUCACAAGGGGGAUGGUACAUGAAGGUAGAAAGUGAGGAUGAUGAUGAAUCAGAUUUAGAAACUGUUGAUCAGACUGAUAGCAGGAAAUGUCAUUCUGAAGAUUCAGUCUUGCAGCUUUUAAUGGCUUUACAUGCAGCCUCCAGGUCCAGAAUCAAGCUCAAGAUUCCAACUCUCUCAAUGGCUUCUGUUUUUAAAAACUCUCUAGUAGUGGAUUCAGUAGGGCAUAGUGGUGGAUUAGCCCUCUUUUGGUGUGAUCGUGUUCAGCUCACAGUUUUAUCCCAAUCAUCUAACUUCAUUGUUGCCAAAGUUACUGAGGCAACAGGUUUUGAUUGGGUGGCUGUCUUUUUAUAUGGUUUGCCAUCUGCGCAAGGUCGAACCGACUUUUGGAAUCAGCUAAACAACAUUAUUUCUGCUUUAUAUCUCCCUUGUAUUAUUUUAGGAGACUUUAACCAAGUGGUUAACCAGGAAGAUAAGCACAGUGGUCAUCAAGUUAGAGAGACGGAUACAAGACCACUUCGAAAACUUCUGAUCACCAAUGAGCUUGAUGAAUUGCGACAUCUAGGUUGCUGGUUUACCUGGUCUAACAAAAGACAAGGUAAUGACACAAUAUUUGAGCGUCUGGAUCGUGCCUUUGCAAAUCCACGAUGGUUAGAUUAUCUUGGCUCUGAUAUAAUUCAAAAACUGCCAAUUUUACACUCUGGUCAUGGACCUCUGGUCAUUGAGCUUAAAGGUCUAAAGAAAAGAAAGCCUAAAAUCCGUAUUGAACAAUUCUGGUCAACCUAUUUACAAUCAAAUGAGUUAGUGGGACAAGCAUGGACUGUGCCACCUCUUCAGAUUGAUAGUAAACCAAAAGUAUUGUCCUUUAAAAUGGACAAGAGCCUUGGUAAUCUUCAUAGAUGGAGUAAAGAAGGAUUUGGUUAG
Molecule: messenger RNA, 2105 nt
Organism: Oldenlandia corymbosa var. corymbosa
Lineage: Eukaryota; Viridiplantae; Streptophyta; Magnoliopsida; Gentianales; Rubiaceae
Source: the annotation of a GenBank genome assembly